AUGGCUCCAAAUUCAGUGGCAGUGGCAAUGGAGAAGCCAGAUAACUUCUCUUUACUAGAGAUCAACGGCUCAGAUCCAUCCUCAUUCCCCGACAACAAACGAAAAUCCAUCAGCCCAAAGCAAUUCUCAUGGUUCCUCCUCCUCAAAGCUCACAGGGUCGUCUCCUGUCUCUCAUGGCUCUUCGCUUCAGUCAAAAAGCGUAUCGCUUUCUCCUCCAAGAACAUGAACGAAGAGGAAGACCCCAAAAGCAGAGGAAAACAAAUGUACAGAUUUAUCAAAGCCUGUCUCGUUAUCUCCAUAGUUGCCUUGUCCAUAGAAAUCGUCGCGCAUUACAAGAAAUGGAAUCUCGACCUCAUGAACCGACCGUCUUGGGAAGUUCGCGGGCUUGUCGAAUGGUCCUACAUGGCUUGGCUCUCGUUUCGAUCCGACUACAUAGCUCCUUUAGUCAUCACUGUCUCCAAAUUCUGCACUGUCCUCUUCUUGAUCCAGUCUCUUGACCGGUUAGUCCUUUGCCUCGGCUGCCUCUGGAUCAAACUCAAAAAGAUCGAGCCUAAGAUCAAAGACGAUGCUCUGGAUUUGGAAGACGCGUCUGAUUUCCCAAUGGUCCUUAUUCAGAUCCCAAUGUGCAAUGAACGAGAGGUGUAUGAACAAUCAAUAGGAGCAGCUUCGCAGCUUGACUGGCCAAAAGAUAGGAUCUUGAUUCAAGUUCUUGAUGAUUCAGACGAUCCAAAUUUGCAGCUUUUGAUUAAGGAAGAAGUAACGGCUUGGGCAGAGAAAGGAGUGAACAUAAUCUACAGGCAUAGGUUGAUCAGAACUGGUUACAAAGCUGGGAAUCUAAAAUCAGCAAUGACCUGUGAUUACGUCAAAGAUUACGAGUUUGUUACUAUAUUCGACGCGGAUUUUCAACCUAAUCCUGAUUUCCUCAAGAAGACUAUUCCUUAUUUCAAGGGAAAUCCAGAGCUAGGAUUGGUGCAAGCAAGGUGGUCAUUCGUGAACAAAGACGAGAAUCUCCUCACGAGGCUACAAAACAUAAACCUAUGUUUCCACUUCGAAGUAGAACAGCAAGUGAACGGAGUGUUUCUCAACUUCUUCGGUUUCAACGGAACCGCAGGAGUCUGGAGGAUCAAAGCAUUGGAAGAAUCCGGCGGGUGGCUCGAGAGAACAACAGUCGAAGACAUGGACAUCGCCGUUAGAGCUCAUCUCAACGGAUGGAAAUUCAUUUACCUCAAUGACGUUGAAGUCACUUGCGAGUUGCCUGAGUCUUAUGAAGCUUACAAGAAGCAACAACAUCGUUGGCAUUCCGGUCCUAUGCAACUUUUCCGGUUAUGCCUUCCUUCAAUCAUCAAAUCAAAGAUAUCCGUGGGGAAGAAGGCAAAUUUGAUCUUCCUCUUCUUUCUUCUAAGGAAGCUGAUUCUACCUUUUUACUCCUUCACACUCUUCUGCAUCAUACUUCCAUUAACAAUGUUCAUACCCGAAGCCGAGCUUCCAUUGUGGAUCAUCUGCUACGUUCCUAUUUUCAUUUCGCUUCUCAACAUCCUCCCAUCACCUAAAUCUUUCCCUUUCCUAAUCCCUUACCUCCUUUUCGAGAACACAAUGUCGAUAACCAAGUUCAACGCCAUGAUCUCUGGGCUGUUCCAGCUAGGAUCGGCUUACGAGUGGGUUGUGACCAAGAAAACAGGGAGAUCAUCAGAGUCAGACUUGCUAGCAUUUGCUGAAAAGGAAGAGAAGUUGCAUAGGAGAAACUCAGAGUCCGGUUUGGAGCUUCUGAGCAAGCUUAAGGAGCAAGAAAUGAAUCUUGCAGAGCAAGAAACCCCAAAGAAGAGCAUUGGAGGGCUUAGGCCGAAGAACAAGAAGAAAGGGAACAUGGUGUUCAAGAAGGAGCUCGGGCUUGCGUUCUUGCUGCUUACCGCAGCUGCAAGGAGCUUCCUAUCGGCGCAUGGUCUUCAUUUCUACUUCUUGCUGUUUCAGGGACUGUCUUUCUUGGUUGUAGGGUUGGAUUUGAUUGGAGAACAGAUCAACUAG
Molecule: messenger RNA, 2022 nt
Organism: Microthlaspi erraticum
Lineage: Eukaryota; Viridiplantae; Streptophyta; Magnoliopsida; Brassicales; Brassicaceae
Source: the annotation of a GenBank genome assembly